Molecule: messenger RNA, 6245 nt
Organism: Trichosurus vulpecula (common brushtail)
Lineage: Eukaryota; Metazoa; Chordata; Mammalia; Diprotodontia; Phalangeridae
Gene: ERCC4
Product: ERCC excision repair 4, endonuclease catalytic subunit
Exons: 11
Coding region: 290-2989 (899 amino acids)
Biological process (GO): double-strand break repair via homologous recombination; resolution of meiotic recombination intermediates; nucleotide-excision repair involved in interstrand cross-link repair
Cellular component (GO): nucleotide-excision repair factor 1 complex
Molecular function (GO): damaged DNA binding; single-stranded DNA binding; single-stranded DNA endonuclease activity
Source: RefSeq, a predicted model, not a curated record
GGGGGGAGGGGAGGAGGCGAAGGCCCGCACCACAGGCCCUGGCUCCGCCUCCUCCCCUCGGCUCGCUGAGCUUGCGCCCAGGUUCUCUGGCUCGGGGUCUGCGGAGCUUUGUCUGCACCUAUCGGUUCUGCUUCGGCUCGAUUUCGGCUCCCUUCGUCUCAGAUUCGGCGAAACCUCUCCAGUAAACUUCGGCUCCGGACGGCUCAGCUUCGUGGGCGCUCGGCUCUGGCUCGCCCUUGGACCCGGAAGAGUUACCCGGGAGUUCCGGUGCCGGCUGCUGGGGGCGGCCAUGGCGCCGCUUCUGGAGUACGAGCGACAGCUGGUGCUGGAGCUGUUAGAAACGGAUGGACUGGUGGUGUGUGCCCGCGGGCUCGGUGCCGAUCGGCUCCUCUACCACUUCAUCCGGCUGCACUGCCACCCGGGGUGCUUGGUGCUGGUGCUCAACACCCAGCAGGCCGAGGAGGAGUAUUUUAUCAAUCAGCUGAAGUUAGAGGAAGUUGAACACCUUCCUCGGCGGGUGACAAAUGAAAUUGCAAGUGCAAGUAGAUAUGACGUUUAUACCCAAGGUGGCGUCCUCUUUGUAACAAGUCGAAUUCUUGUGGUAGAUUUCUUGACUGACAGAAUUCCUUCAGAUUUGAUUACUGGCAUCUUGGUCUAUAAAGCUCACAAAAUCAUUGACUCUUGUCAGGAAGCCUUUAUCUUGCGUCUCUUUCGUCAAAAAAAUAAGCACGGUUUUAUUAAAGCUUUCUCAGAUAAUGCAGUUGCCUUUGAUACUGGCUUUUGUCAUGUGGAGAGAGUAAUGAGAAAUCUUUUUGUAAGGAAGUUGUACCUGUGGCCAAGGUUUCAUGUAUCAGUUAACUCGUUUUUAGAACAACACAAGCCUGAAGUAGUUGAAAUACACGUUGCCAUGACUCCUGCCAUGCUUGCUAUCCAGACAGCUAUUCUGGACAUUCUAAAUGCAUGUCUGAAGGAAUUAAAGUGCCACAAUCCAUCUCUUGAAGUGGAAGAUUUAUCUUUAGAAAAUGCUAUUGGAAAACCUUUUGACAAGACAAUUCGUCACUAUUUAGAUCCUCUGUGGCAUCAGCUGGGAGCAAAGACUAAAUCUUUGGUACAGGAUUUGAAGAUACUACGGACUUUGCUGCAAUAUCUCUCUCAAUACGACUGUGUCACAUUUCUUAAUCUUCUGGAAUCUUUGAGGGCAACUGAGAAAGCCUUUGGCCAGAAUUCAGGAUGGCUGUUUCUUGACUCUAGUACUUCAAUGUUUGUAAAUGCUCGAGCAAGAGUUUAUCAUGUUCCAGAUACCAGAAUGAAUAAAAAGUGCAAAAUGACUGAAAAAACAGACAUAAAAGAAGGCCAAGAAAUUAAAAGAGAACUGGUCCUAGAAAGCAAUCCUAAAUGGGAAGCCCUAACUGAAGUAUUGAAAGAAAUUGAAAUGGAAAAUAACAAUAGUGAAGUUCUUGGUGGUCCAGGGCAAAUACUUAUUUGUGCAAGUGAUGAUCGAACAUGUGCACAGCUUAGAGAAUAUCUCACUGUUGGAGCAAAGGCUUUCUUAUUGAAACUAUAUACAAAAACCUUUGGAAAGGAUAACAAAGCUGGAGAAGUAAAGACAAAAUUCAAAAAAGAAGACAGUUCUAAGGGAAACCUGAAAUCUGGCAAAGAAUCCAAAGUCUCAAAAGCCAAGGUCAGGACUUCUAUAAAACAAAGACCUCCAAAGAAGAAGCAAGAAUUGACUUUAACUCAAAUGGUAACAAAAAUUGAGGAUGAAGCUGAAGAAGUCGAUUAUAAAGAAACAAGCAACAACCAAGAAAGCUGCUUCAAGGAAACCGAACCUGAAGUGUUUGAUAUGAAUUUAUCAUCUGAUGCUGCAUAUGGCAUCCUGAAAGAACCCCUCACUGUCAUCCAUCCACUUCUGGGUUGUGGCGACCCCUACGCUCUGACCAGGGUAUUACAUGAAGUGGAGCCAAGAUAUGUUGUCUUAUAUGAUGCAGAACUAACAUUUGUUCGUCAGCUUGAAAUUUAUAGGGCAAGUAGGCCUGGGAAGCCUAUGAGGGUUUAUUUUCUUAUAUACGGAGGUUCAACUGAAGAGCAACGCUAUCUUACUGCUUUACGAAAAGAAAAAGAAGCUUUUGAAAAACUCAUUAGAGAAAAGGCAAGCAUGGUUAUCCCUGAAGAAAGAGAAGGCAGAGAUGAAACAAACUUAGACCUGGUAAGGGAAGCUAAAUCGGCACAUGCUACCACUGACACUCGCAAAGCAGGUGGCCAGGAAAAGACUAAUUUGCAACAAAGUAUAAUUGUGGACAUGCGAGAGUUUCGAAGUGAACUUCCAUCUCUGAUUCAUCGUCGAGGCAUCGACAUUGAACCAGUCACUUUAGAAGUUGGAGAUUACAUCCUUACUCCAGAAAUAUGUGUGGAGAGGAAAAGUAUUAGCGAUUUGAUCGGUUCCUUAAAUAAUGGUCGUCUCUAUAGUCAGUGCAUCUCCAUGUCUCGAUACUAUAGGCGACCAGUACUUCUGAUAGAGUUUGAUCCCAGUAAACCUUUCUCUCUUACUUCUCGAGGCUCUCUACAUCAGGAGAUUUCCAGCAAUGAUAUUAGUUCCAAACUUACUCUUCUUACUCUUCAUUUCCCAAAACUCCGUAUCCUUUGGUGCCCCUCACCACAUGCAACUGCCGAGUUGUUUGAGGAGUUGAAACAGAACAGGCCACAGCCUGAUGCAACAGCAGCUGUGGCAAUCACAGCAGAUGCGGAAACCCUUCCUGAUGCAGAAAAAUACAAUCCCGGACCCCAAGACUUCUUAUUAAAAAUGCCAGGUGUCAAUGCCAAAAACUGUUGUUCUUUAAUGAAUCACGUUAAGAGCAUUGCAGAAUUAACAACUUUGUCACAAGAUGACCUCACAGGGAUUCUCGGAAAUGCUGCAAAUGCAAAGCAGCUCUAUGAUUUCAUUCAUACAUCCUAUGCGGAAGUUACAGCUCAGGGAAAAGUUAAGAAGUGAAAUUUGAAAGGUGGCUUAUUUUGAUCACAUGGCCAUACUCUUUGUUGUCUUUUAUCAUAAUAGCCUUCACACUCUCAUUUCUUUAACUCAGCCUUUCAUUGUUUUCCAUUAUAGUCGGUGGAACAGAAAUCUUAGAAUUUCAAAGCUGGAAAUGAUCUAGUGUAGGCCCCUCAAUUUACCUAUGAGGAUACAGAUGCCCAGAGAGGGAAAGUGACCUAUCCAGGGUCAAACAGCUAGUUAGUAGCCAGAGCUAGAACCAGAAUUCAAAUCUCCUGACUUGAAGGCCAAUGUUCUGUCAGUUAUACCACCUUGAUAUCCUUCUGAUUCAUCAUGGGAGUCUUUUUAAAGCUGCCAAUUUUGCUCCCUCUUCCUCCUUUGAGAUACUAGCACAAUUAAAAAAUGAAGUAUGUCAUGGUGUCCAUUUAAAUUUCUUUAACUGUUUAUGGAUGAAGGAAUUUUUUAAUGAAUUGGUAUUUGUGCUUCUAAAAGUUUGAGGAAAUGCACAUAGUCCACUUUUCUUCUGUUGGCUGUACAAAAUAUACCAGUGUAUCACAAAGAGCUCCAGAAGUAACGAAACCACCAUUCCUGUCCAAUUUCCUACCCUCAGUGUAAAAGCAUUGGAGGAUUUACCUCAACUGAUUGAAGAGUGCAACAGGUAGGAGAAUUAUUAGCCCGAUGAAUUUUUAAUUAGGAGAUAUAUGUGAUGUAAUACCGUUUGGCUAAUAACUUUUUGUAAUAUAAAAUGAAUUGCCUAUUUGCAGGAUUUAACAGUGUUGAUGAAGCUUUAGAAUUUUGUUUCUUUGGAGAUCCCUAGUCCCCUGGACUCCUGGGCUAUCAGAGCCCUAAGUUCUAGUCUGUAAAAGCUUUUUCUUUCUUUCACCUUCUUACAUAUGCCUUAAGAUCACUAUCUCUGUAGCACCCUGAAAUACUUUUUGAGCUCAUUUCUGUUCCGUUCACUUCCAUAUUUUGUGCAGUUCUGGGAUUACAGUGCUAAAUCCACAUCCUGCUGUGAGAUCUGGAUUAAAUGCAAAUGAAUGACUAACUAAAUUGAUGAGGUUUUAUUUUUUGUGGUUGAGUUUUAUCCAAAAAAUACUGGACAAGAAUCAGUAAAUAGGAAAGUAAUCAUAGUUCUAGGCUUAAUACAUUUUUUAAAAUCAUAAACUUUUAUAGAAAAAAAGAGUCAGAUUCAUGCCUCUUUUGUGAGUAAUCUGGCUUAGCAUUCUACUAAAAUACAUAAAAGGCUUAAAUUCUGUUACUUAAAUUGUCCAUAAGAGAAACAAUCUAUAAUAAUCUGGUUGUUGGCAGUGAAUUUUCUGCUCAUAGCUGAUAUGAACUGACUGACUUCUACAAAAUUAAAAGGCAGUCCAUGUGACAGAGUUUACAUUCUUGUUUGUGGGAGCCUGUUUUUUUGUCACACAACCUGGAAUAAGCAAGCAUUGCACACAACUGUAUAAAUGUAUUUGUAAAUGCCAUUUAUGUAUUAUUUCAACAAUACUUUUAAUCUGUUGCUGAAAUUUAAAUGUGCUAUAAUAUAAAGACUAUAAUAGCGUAUUUUUAAGUUGAAUUCAGUGAUUAUCAUUAAUUACAUUAGCUGUGAUUAUAAAAUUGAGAGGUGAUUUGGAGUGGUAGGGCAAGGGCAAUGUAAGAAAAUCAUUUUAAAACAAGCAUAAAAUUCUAAACUUUUUUGCUCCAUUUUAAAAAAUUUACUUGCUAUAAAUUUUCCAGAUAAAAAUGGUUAACGUGAAGCAUUGGGAUUUUCCUAAGUAAACAUCUUACAUUUAUAUUUAUAUUCACUUUAUUUUUGGAAGAGAGUUCAAAACCAUUGAAUAUUCAUUAAAAUAGAACAAGCUCUUUUUAAAGAUGCCAAGUUUUAAACUAUCAGAGAUAGUAGUCUUAGAGUUUAUUAAUAUUCUUGUCUCUUAGCACUCUAAUACUAUUAAUUGCUAUUAUAUAUGAUAGAUAUUUAGGGGCUAUAGAUCUCUCUUUCCUGGAUAUUUGAGGUGUAAAAGAUUUAUAAUCAAAGAACCUUAAAAUGGCAGUUAUUACUGACUCAUUGCCAGUCAGGUUAGCUAAAGUUCUCUACCACUAAAUAAAAGUGUAUGUGAAUAUAUAUUCACAUAUAAUUAUACUUUAUCAUGGUUUUCUUGAAUAGUAUUGGACUCCUGAGCUUGGAGUGAUGGAAAUGUAUAUAAUUUUAGGCUUAAAUAAUGAAUAAUUAUGUUCAUAUUUUUAGUUUUUUAUUUGAAUAUUUAUGAGUUUAUAUUCAUUUUUUCCAGGACCUUUUUUUUAACUAAGCAUAUAUUUUUAAUUUUAAACUUUUCACUGUAUCUAAACCCUAACUCUGGAAUAGAUAAAAUAGAACAAGAAAUAUUUCCCAUUUGUUUUUCUUAGUAUAAAAAAAAAAUCCAAGGUUUGCUUUAACAAUGGAUUUGAGUAUUCCUUAAUCCUUAGGAUUACGAGAUAUUUAAAUACAAACUAUAUGUUCUCUACUAGUCCAAGAAAAGGUAGAAGAUUAAGUCAUGGUGCAAAAAAUGACUUAACAUCUGAGUAUAGAAUUUAUAAAAGGUCAUAAAAGCAUAAAAAUAAAAAUGAAUGUUCCAGAACAAUUCAGGAAGGCUACAGAUUGGUGACAAGAUGUGGGGGGAGCUUUUAAAUUAUUUAAUGUGACUUUGGUUCAAAACCUUUUGAGAAAAAUUGUUUUAUGUAUGUGUAUUCUUUUUAGCAUGAAGAAACUUAUUUAGAAAUGUGACAUUUUAGAGAGGAAGGAGCCUUUUCACAGAUUUAAAUAUCUUGACUGAAAUUUAGCUGGGUUUUAGCAAUCAAUAACACAAGAAGUUUUUUUUUUUCAUUGUAUUUAGUUCAUAUUUACUGUGAUGCUGAACUUCAGAUACCUGAUGUAUACAUCAUAGUAGGCCAGACAUUAGGAUAGCCUAUGAAGUGCUGUUGUAUUUGAAUUUAAGGCUAUUUAAGCAGAAAUGAGGGGAGGAGUGUCAGAAUAUAAUUAAUUUAUAUCUAUGCUAAGCAGAAGCUAACAAGAUAUACAGCAAGAUUUUUUAACAUCUCAAGAUAGAAGCACUUGUGGAGUAUAGAAAUACAUUUUAGACAUUAAACAAAACCCAAUGUAUGAAAACCCUAAUCGGGGAAGAAAAAAAACACCGCAAGACACAAAUGAAUUAUUGAAAAACUAAAAUAAUGGGUUUUUUACUGCUUUUUAUUUUUACAGUUUCACUUGUUUAAUUAAAUCAGUAAACUUUCA